Messenger RNA from Effrenium voratum, 1696 nucleotides. The record is from the annotation of a GenBank genome assembly. Lineage: Eukaryota; Dinophyceae; Suessiales; Symbiodiniaceae.
AGUGACAGACUGGCUCAAGCCACGCCGCGACCUCGAAUUCGUCCCCGUCAGCCAUGGCUUUCUCGCAUGGUGAGGUGUACAACCCCCACGGCUGCAAAUGCAUGCCCAGGAUGCCAGGCGAUAGCUGCCCCAAGGUGCUGGUGGCACCACCGCACUACAUCCAGGGGCCAAACAUCAUGCCUUCUUUGGGCCGGUACGUCAGCAAGCUUUUGGGCUGCCGCAAGGUAGGCAUGCUGAUCAUCCCCUUUGGGCGCAGCGCCUGGGAGCCCGGCAUCGUGGAGGGCUUCAAGGACCACGGCAUCUCCUGGGACGUGCAGACCUUCGACGGGGCGCCCUCCUAUGAGGCCGUGGACCACCUGGUGGGCAUUUGGGAGAAAGAGGGCCUCGAGGCGCUUGUGGCAGUGGGAGGUGGCACCUGCGGAGACUGUGCCAAACUGGUGGCCUUCAAGCUGAAAGUGCCGCUGGUCAACGUCUCAACCUUGGCAGCUACGGAUGCACCUUGCAGCGCCCUUUCCAUUAUGUACACUGUUGAAGGUGCCUACAGGGGUGGCGAAGUGUACCCGCAGUCUCCGAACAUCGUGGCAGUGGACACAGCGGUCAUAGCCAGCGCUGGGAAGCGCUCACUGGUCAGCGGCUUCGGAGAUGCCAUGAGUACCUACUAUGAGGCGCGGACCUGCUACGAGAACCCAAAGGGCCUGUCAAUGCUGGAGGCAAGGCCAACAGAGACGGCCAUGGCGAUUGGAGCCUUGUGCGCGAAGAUGCUCUACGAGAACGCCCAGGAGGCAUUGCUUGCGGUGGAGGCCAAGCAGCCGAACGAAGCCCUGGAGAAGGUGGUGGAGGCCAACACGCUGCUCAGUGGCUUGGGCUUCGAGUCGGGGGGGCUGAGCGCCUCCCAUGCGGUGGCGCAGGCACUGUCAUGGGUGCACAGCGUGCACGACAACUUGAUGCAUGGCGAGAUGGUGGCCAUUGGCUUGCUCACCAUGCUCACUAUGGAGGACAUCAAGGGCCUCCCGGGAAGGAAGGACGAGUAUCGCAAGGUGGCCGAGUUCUUCUCCAAGGUUGGCCUUCCCGUGUGUUUGAAGCACGCCUUUUUCGACCCCAACGAUCAGAAGGCGAUUGAUACAUUCACGCGGGUUACCUUGGACCAGUGGUUCUGCCACAACGAGCCCUUCCCCGUCUCCGAGGAUUUGAUCCUGCAGAGCGUGAUGGAAGCAGAUAAGAAGGGCAAGGCGAUAGUGUCCGAGUUGGGCGAUGCAGCCUAUCGAGCCAUCCACGGUGGCCUCAGCAAAAUCUGAAAUGUGUUUCUCGUGAAUCUUUGGACAGGAAGGGGGCGCAGGGUCACUUUGCGCAUGGUUGUUACUUUCGCAGCUUGUAGUGCGCCGGCAAGGAAGCUUUCUGAAACGGGCGAGCCUUGCUUGCGUGGACCUGGCCGCACCAAGAUUGUACAGUUUUGCGGGUCGUAGAGUCAUGGGCUUGCUUUUGAGGUCAAGCCUCCGUUCCGCAUGAGCAUAGGCUCAUAACCCGGUUGACCAAAGGCUUCAGCCUUGCUGAGGCUUUGACUCCCGGGAAAUUUAAUGCCGUUGGAACAGGCUUAGGCAUUUCCAAUAGAGACGCGCGGUAGGCCUGGCUGAAGAAAAGCCAGCUUUCACAGGUGUGCUUAGUUUAACAGCGAGGUUUAGCUGGCAAUGAUUUGUAG